Molecule: messenger RNA, 1187 nt
Organism: Dendronephthya gigantea
Lineage: Eukaryota; Metazoa; Cnidaria; Anthozoa; Malacalcyonacea; Nephtheidae
Exons: 7
Coding region: 1-1176 (391 amino acids)
Source: RefSeq, a predicted model, not a curated record
AUGUCGUCGAGCUUUACUGAUCCGAUCGAUAGCCAAAGUGAAUCAGAAAAUAAUUUUAUUACGAGCUACAUGAUGGAAGUUGAAGAUGACGCUCCUUUGGCUACCGAAGCACAAGGCGAUCAAGAAUUAAUGCAACCAUACCAAGACGAACCAAUUGCUGACACUGAAUGGGUAGAAAACUAUUACGAAGAAAGGCGCAAUCAAGACGAUAGGCUUCGAGUACUUAGAGGCCGGCUCGAAGGACGUGUAUCUGUUGAAGGCUGGUGUGGAUGUGGGAAUUGUAAAACCGACUUGUUGCAAAACGAAAAAGAGAGUAAAUGUUGCCAAGAAGUAGAAGGCUGUGGCGAGGCACUCAGCAGUGAUAUUAUCAUGCAAGAAAUGAGUGCGGUCCCUAAAUGCAUCACACUUCAUCCUGGCUUUAGCGAUCCACUCCUUGCUCCAGCUACCAAUAAGAAAUUGUCAAAACAUCCAACAUUACUACCUGGUGAGAAGAUUUUGCUGCAGCAAGAUGCAAUAUGUGUUGAAACAUAUCUCUCUCCUGUGGAAGGAACGUUGCAUCUUACAACAUUUAGAGUUAUAUUCAGUGGUUCAUCACCGGAUGUAGAAGACGAGGCCAUUGGUGGUGACCACCAUACAUCCCUUGUAUCCAAGAAAAAUAGCAGUCAGUUUGGGAAAAAGAAAGGGUUUUCAGAUACACUUGAGAGGUUUAGAGAAAAAGCACAGCAUUUCCAAAAGAACUUGCAACAUUCAAAAUCAUGUCGCACGUUAAGAUCGACUUACAAGGGAAAGUCACAAUUUACAUUGAACAGAUCACAUGAAAAUAACGUCGUUCAAACUUCCUGUGGAGAAAAUUUAGACGACAAUUGUAAGUUGAUUUCUCUACAGCCCGUAGACACACCGGAAUCCGAUGAAACAGAGAAAGAUCUUGUUCAACAUGACAUCAUCGUAUCUAUUCCAUGUACAAAUGUUUACGAUAUUCACAAACUACCUAAGAACUCACUCGUGAAGGACCCGAGAUUUUUUGGGUUUGGUGAUGGCAUUGAGCUCAUGUGCAGUACUCUGCAGGUUUAUAAGUUUUGUCUUCCACAAGGUUCUGAUUACAAUGCGGAUAAACUCGCCGCAAUAUUUUCAAAGUAUACAAAACACCUGGUAAGUUUUUUUUUAUCAAUCAUUUAAUAAGGUUUGCU